CAGAGUGUAAGAAUCUAUGGAUAUAAAAUUUAAAAAAAUAAUUACUAUGUCCGGAAUGCGAGCGGUUCCAUCGAUGACGGUCGGCGGCCAAUUACGCGCACAGAUGUUUUUUCAGCGCCUAUCCAUGGCGUAAACGACGAUUCCGUUUUUCUCAUAACCGUUUUCGGUUUUUCUUUAUCAUUCAUCGUUAUAACUCGUGUAAUAUAGGUAGGUACUAAAUAAUAUGAGCAGUGAGUAACUUAUUUACGUACAGUCGAACAAUAAACGAACAUUUUAUCAGAAUAUUACGUUUACCGCGUAUCUUUGACAUGUAAAAACCGAAUGUUAGCGUUAUAAAAAAAAAAAAAAAACAAUAAUAAUAUUCGUUAAAUAAUUUGUUUCGUUUUUGAACGGGUUUUUUGCCGUGCACCGUCUCGACAUUCGCGAAUUACACUUCCGGAUAACAUACUGCGCCAAGAAAUACAUUUGAGGCACGUAAAGUAAGUUUUUGCAGAUCAUAAUUAUAUCUAUAAAGUAUUUAAGUAUAGUGUUAAAUAUUUUCCCGAGUGUUGGACGUGUGCUCUCGAAGCGUUUUUUUUUUUUUAUCGUCGCCGUGACGAUUUGCUAAAAAAGUCGCAAUUUCCUACUCCUCCCUUGCCUAUACCUAAUACUUUAAAUACAAAUAAAUAAUAUAGUAAACAAAUCUCAACACGAAAACGCGAAAUCGUUUGGAUAUCGAAAAAAUGUCAUAGUUAAAUAGUACGGUAUAAUUUAGUUUAUUAUCUAUAUCUGCGGUUUAUACAAAUUAUUACCGUAUUGCAUAUUAUGUUUCGAAAUUAUAUUUUACUUAACAUUUCACGGUUAAGUAUACCUAACCUAUGUGAAGUGCAAAAAUGCCAAUAGAUUACAAUAUUUUUUUUUUUAUAUAUACCUAUGUGUACAUAGUUGUAUCACACAGAUUAAUUGGUUUUGUGUUAUUAAUUAUUCUAUUUACGAUACAGCGAACUUUUUGUAUAAUAACGACGUGAUUUGUUUUUUCAGUCGACUUAAUUAACUGCAAUACGCAUGAAUAAUGUCUACGUAAUUUUUUUCUUAUCAGUAAUAAUUUGAACAUUUGGAUCCAAACAAUUAAAUAAACCCAUUAAAUAAGGUACGCGCAUUAUUUUAAAUGCUCAUGUUCUAUUAAAAUACGAGUACUUACAAACUAAAACUUGACAAUCAAUAAAUAAGAUUUAUUCAAAUGAGAUUUUCAGUGAUCUAAUUAAUAUCUUAGUACUUAAAGUGUAGAAUUACCUACACAACAUCUAUAGGUAAAUUUUUAAAUUUUUAGAUCCAAUCAUACUUGAUAAGGAUUCUUAUCACAUAAUAUGACAUGUUUUUACUCUGAGACGACGUCACACUAUUCACGCGUAUAGCGUCUCGUUCGAAGUAAGCCGGAACUUGUUUCCCGUACCAUUACAUCGUUUCACAGACAGUGGGUUUCUGAUUGGUUCGAUUCCCGAGCACUAGUGUAAAUAAUACAGACCAUAUCAAUUAGGAUACUAUGAUACGAACAGAUUUUCGUGUUACCAAGAGUAAACCGUUGAAUUGAAAAAAAUUGUUUACCGAUAUAAACAUACCUACCGUUCAUGAUUUGGUGAUUUCUGUCGUCAAAAAUAAUUUGGGCAACAAUUUUUGAUAAUAUAUCAACUGAUAAGAGUAUUUAAUUUGAAAUUAUUUUCAGAUUUUUUUUGAAAAAUUUAAUUUUAUAUUUAAAAUUCUAUUGAUCUCCGAAGUUUUAAAAUGGACUUGAAACGUGUUUCAUUAGUUCUUCAAGACGAACUUUAAGUCCAUAUAAAUAUGGCGAAAAUAACAAAAGUAGUUUCACUAAGUACUAUUAUUGUUAUAUCGGAGGUAAUAAAAGAAGUAUACGUUUAAAAUCAAGCAUUUACUCUCACCAGAUGAAAUUUCACAAAACAUUAAACAAUAAUUCUUAACCUGAAAUUACCACGAAUACGUCUUUUAGUAAACUGUUUACUCUCGGUACCUUUGCGAAAUUCCGCUCAUUAUUUAUUAGGAUAACGCGCGAUAUUAUGCGCACGUUUUUCCAUUCAUCAUUACCGAUAUCAAUAUUUUACUUAUGGACACGUUUACUGUAAUUAUUUGAAUACCACUAAUGUGUCGUAAUAAAUGGUGUGGUUAUGAAAAAAAAAAAAUAUGUAAGAUCUAUUUUUGUUACAUUAAAACUAGUAAUGUAUAAAAUAUUUAACGAUUAUAGACCGAUAAAAGUGGUAUAAGAACACGAUAUUUUUAUCAUUAUUAUUAAUAUUCACCAGGCAAAGAGUAUUUUAUUUAUUUCGUGUUCAAUAAUUAAUAUACUUGACUGUGUAACAAUAAAAUAUGUAAAUGUAAAAAAAAAAUGAUUUUCCGGCCCAGGCUGUAGUUAUGCAGUUGGACAGUAAACACUAGAAAUUCGAUUAUACGCUAUAAUAAAAAUAUGUUAAACAUACUGCAUAUUUGAGUUCUCUUUUUUGUUUUAUUCUAAUAAAUGUUUAAGAUCCUGAGCGGAGCGAAGAAGCUUAUGGUUUUACAAAGAUGUUUAUUUUUAUUGUCUGCGGACAAAUUUCUACUAGAGGACUUGCUCCAAUUUUUACAUGUAGCAACUCUUCCGAAAGAAAAUAAGUGUGUAGAAGUACCUCAAAGAAGUCAUUUUUCGAUUUUCUCGUGAGUUUUCUCAUUUGAUGAGAAAACUCACGAGAAAAUCGGUAUAACAUUAAACAAAUAUUAUUAAAGAACAUAUAUAGAGCCUAUUUAAUUAUUUUACUAUAAUAUGGUAUAUAUAUAUAUAUUGUUUACGAAGCAUCACUAUCAACUGAACUCUGCUCAAAAACGUUUUUUUUUUUCGUAAGCAAUGGUUUUUUCGUUUUUUACAGGUACACAUUAAAUUUCCUUCUGUAUCCUACCUUCUCAACUUCUCACCUACAACAGUGGCUGCAUCCACGUGCAGACAAAUUAUGUCCGUCUUUUUAGGAUAUUUAACAAUUAAGGCCUAGGUACCAUACAUGAACAGUAUGUUUUCGCUCGUAGUUAUAAUGAUAAAACUAAUAAGAACGUGUAAUAAUGAUAACCUUACGAUAACGAACAACUGAAGAUUUGACCAAUCAAAAACGACCGUUUGCGAAACAAUGAAUAUGGUACGGGAAAAUGCGGCAGGCACGAGGGAACAUGACGCUCAAAAGAGUACGGGAAAGCCCGUUUUUAACCGUACUUAUAAUACGGUCACCCUAAAUUUAAAAAAAUCAAUAACUAACAUCGGGCGCCAAAAUUGUUAUACUAUAUUACUAUAGCCCAUGGAUGGCGAAAACCCGAUAUAGGUAUUUGUGUCGUUUAGUUUAGAUUUUUAAUACCGACGACAUUUUAUCGAUGUUAAGCGGUAUACAGAAUAGAGAUAAACGGUCGUUUUUUUCAUUUCAAAUGACAAAGCUUAAAAUUGAAUCCUUUAUAACCAUUUAUUGCAUUUUUAACGUGUGAAAAGUUUUUCCGAACACUUUACAUUAUCCGUUUAUUAGAUUGGAGACGUAAAUUUGAUAAUAAUAUAAUAACUACAAAUAUUCAAAAAACGAAAAAGAAAGAAAAAACGGACGAUUUCAGUUUUAAAUGUUUGAAACCGAUUUUCCGGUGCGUUCAAAUUAUUAUUAUUACUAUAUGAAUUCUUUACGUCGUUUUCCCCGCGGGGAAACAAAAUAAUAUAAUAUUAUAAUAAUAAAUAUAACGAUAUUAUAAUGUGUAAUAAUUUACAAUAUCGUGUAUGUCGUUUGUUAUGAACUCGAGCAUAAAAUUAUAAAGUCGAGAAAAAUUCAGUUCACCGGGUCAGGGACAAAGACGAUUAGAAAAAUAAUGAUAUUAUAUUCGAUAAGUCAGCGUAUAUAAUAAUUUAUGAUAUCGGGUAUCGAUGUUGAUAUUUGAAUCGAUUUCGCUCCGCCGUAUCUUAACGCGAGAUUCAGUAACGUUGAAAAAUUGCAAGACGACCUUGCAUAUUAUUAUAAUAUAUUUUUCUCCUCUUUUUCAUCCGCUGGUGGCCAGAUCUCGGUCAUAGUCUGAGGGAAGGGUUAAGGGCUGUAAAUACAUUUAGCGUGACUCUUUUUACUCGAUUUUUUUUUUAAAUUCCAUUUUAUUAAUUUAUUAAAAAAGGUAGUUAUAUUUUAUCAAUAUAGUAAUAUCAUACAAUACUGACACGAUAGGUACUCUGGUAACCUAAUAUAACCUAGGAUUGAAUUUCUGAAAAAGUCUAUAAAUGUUUAAAAUAAAGCGCCGUCGGGCAAAACAUUUGUAUGCUUUAGGUUUGACAUAAAUUUAAGCUUGUUUCCUAACCCAUCAAGUGUUUUCAAAAAAAAAAAAUUUACUUAUAAUCUAACAAAUAUUUUUAAAAGAAAAAAAGACGAAAAAUUGUGACUUCCUUCACUUUGCGACCCAAGCCCCCUCUUAAUGCAGUCUUGUUUUUUGCAUGGCUUUGGUACUUAAGACCAUAUACCACUUCUUACAAAACCCGUCACAGUGCCACCUAUCUCUAGUCUCAAGAGUUUCUCGUUCCACUGGAUUUCCGGUCCCAUUACCUUAAUGUCCUUAUUCUUAACAUAAUCUUACCAUCUUAAUCUUGCAGGUUUCUCUAAAGGUCUUUUCCCUAUAAUAUAUAGUUUUUCUUAGUCACUCGGUAACAAUAUACGAUUCCUGUUCACGUCAGACAUAUCAGUAUUUUAUUUAGCGAUCUCUGCUCCAUAACUAUAUCGGAUCUUUAAAAUUCGAUUUGAAAUUCGUCAUUAUAGUGUGAUCCCCUCCGUUAAUUUGUUUCAUCAACGGUAAGACCUUGUAUAUUUCUCAGGAUUUUUCUUUUGAAAAACUACUAAUAUCAGUUCUUCGCGGCCACGUCUUAAAACCAUACACAAAACAAUAUUGGUCGUAAAUAAUAAUUUCAUGUACAUCCUUAGAAUUUUUAGAUCUUCGGUGACCUGGAAUAUAAUGAUAUUAUACAGUGGUUUCAAUAUCAAUUUUCGAUACCGUCAUAAUAUACACGUGCAAAAGAAGCGGUUUAAUUUGGUUAAUUAUUUUGUGCUUCUGUACGUCGGUACAGUAAAUAUUUUCUAACGAACGGUAUAUACGUAAGAUUGAUGAGUGCGGUUUGUUUCAAUUAAAUUUUACCAGCAUCGCGCGUAAUGAAAUCGUGUUCAACGAGUUUUCCACCUGUCUCGGCACGGAGAGAGUGUUAAUAGUUCCCGUUAAGACAACGAUAAAUAAUUGUACGUUUUUAUAAGAGACGGUGUGUUGAACCGCACGCCGGGACUAUUGUGCGGGUCGACUUUAUGUAAGUCGUCAAUCUUCAAACAAUUAAAAUAUACCGUGGCGCGGUCGUUAAUAUUUUAUAUUUUUAAUCGAUUUUCCCUCUUUUUACGUCGCGGUGGUCGUAGUCGUUCUCUUUUCAUGCUGUUACUAUCUCUCUCUCGCUCUAUCUCUCUAAUAUUUUUAUACAUAUAUUUAUAUAUUAUAUCUUAUAAUUAUAGCGAAACAACAUUUAUUUACUCGAGUAUUAUAUUUAAAUUGCUAUUUGUACGUCGUUAUAAUAUUGUGUUACCAAUUUAUUCGAAAAUUAAUGAAAUCGAACAUAAAGGAGUCGUCGUUAAAGGGAUGAGAACCACGUAUAUAUAGGUCUAAGUAAACCCAGAUUAACGCAAGUGCAGACGGUGUGUGUGGACUUAGGGAUAUCCCGAGUGCCUCUCGUUUUUAAUUUUCACAUUUUUUUAUAUUCCAACUGCGUCCGCGGUCUCAACGACAAAAUAUUUUGAACUGCCCGAAUGCGUCCGCAAUCGUAUCGGUGCAGCUAUGAGCAAUGGCGCAAUAACCAAAGUGGAUGGCGAUGCCUAACAUCGGAGCUCCAAAAGGCUUAAUACUUACUUGAAUACAUACUUAAAUUUAAACCAAAAUAUUUAUCAGAUUGCCGAAGCUAAAACAAUAAAAGUUAACUUCAUAAUUAAAUAAUUAUAUUUAAAAUUUCGAUGUGAUAUUUGUUUUAAGUAUUUAUUUGAAUGAUAAAUUUAACUAGAUUUGCAAAGCGGAACAAAAAUAUAAAAUUUUAGUAUUUUAGUGUUACAUUUUAUACAUAAUAGUUUAUGUCAAAUUGGUACUUUUUAAUUUGGUUAUGUUUUCACUGACCAUUUUUUUUUUCUAAUUGUUUCUUUAUAAUUUGUAUAAUUUUUUUUUGUUCAUUAUUUUUAUAACUUAAUUUAGUAGCAUGUAUAUAUUAUUAUUCUGCUGAUAAUAAAUACAAAUUGAGUAGCGCGUUUUAUCAGUAGUGAUCAGUAUUAAAAAAUAAUUAAUUCAUUGCGAAUACUUAAAUAUAGUUAUAGGACCCCAGACUUACCUUAUCAUCGGGGCCCUAAGAUCCUAGUUGCGCCACUGGCUGUAGGUACCUAUUUAUACCUAUUUAAAUCUGAUUAAUCUAAUAAUUGAUAAACCGAUCGUUGAGAAGACAGCAUUUUAUUUCAACGUUGAUAGUACAAUUUAGUGAGACUACGGCGUGUAGUAACUGAGCUAAGUAGUACCAUAAUUUACAAAUGUUACAAAGUUAAAAAUUUGAAUGUGUUUAUGUGAAAAAAAAUUGAAUAAUUAUAAAAGUAGAUACUGUAAAGACUAAGUAUGUAGUUUAACAUAAUGGCCUAAUGGUAUUUAAACACCAGCAUUUAAUGUAGUAACAGUGUAGACAACGUUUUUAACAUUUGUUUUGUAUAUUAAAAUAAAUAAAAAUAAAACGUUUUUUAACACUCAACCAACCAUAAUGGAUAUCUAAGCCGAGGUAAAAAAAUAAAUAAAAUACUUUUAUGGUUUAACUUCAUCUCCUCAUGGUGUACCCCUAGGUAACUCUAAAUGAACUAUGACGCAUUCGGGUUACGUUAAAAAUCUUUUGGGACGCACUCAUGUGAUACUUUAUUCCGGACGCACUCGGGACAUUGAAAAUGCGUUAUUUCGGAAUACACUCGAUGCACUUGACUCUCAAAAUAAAAAGGGCCCAAGGUAUUAUUCUCCAUGCAUCCAAUUUGUUUUAUUGAAGAAUUAAUAUUAUUAUAUCUGUGAAGUAUAAGUACUUACUUAUAAUAAUAACCUAAUACAAAAAAAAUAUAAGUAUCUGAUAUAUACAUAAAUAACAGUAAUGUAUACAGAAUAUACUUAGUGGGACGUUUUUUACUGAGUAUUUUUGAAUUAUACAGAUUAAUGGUGAAUGCGGGGGGAGGGAUUUCACUCCCUCGGCGUGAAAUAUUUGUCGACGUUCGUUCGUGAUAUAAAUAUAUAGACUAGGGCACUGUUUUGAAUUGAGCACUUAACCGCCAUUUCAGUUAAAUCAGCAACUGGGCUUGUCUGGAAUAUAUUAUAAAACAGAUCGUGAAGGUUUUAUCCAUGGACCUGAUAAUAUAAUAUAAUAUACGUUCAUAAGUCUAUGGUUUUUAUCAAUUUAAUGAAAAGGAGAACGGACGACAAAAACCAGUGUAAUGAAGUUGAAAAACCAACAUGAGGAUUGAUAAAAAGAGACAGAUAACAAAAAAAAAAAAAAAUAAUACAAUUUCGGAGCCGACAUUACUAUAUUAUUAUAAUACUAUUACGGAGAAAAAAAAACUAUCAUACGUGAAUUGAGUUCCAGUUGCCUACUUGUUGCUUUGGAAGUAAAUAAAUGUAAAAACUGCUUGAUUGUGAAUAUAUAAUAUAAUAUUCCAAAUAACUUCGGCUUUUUAUAUAGUGAUUUUUUGUCAGUUUGAGAUUGUUUGCGUCGCCGUGAUGAAAUUCUCAUAUAAUAAAAGUUUUCAUUUUCAAUUUUUAUCACCACUAAUGGGAGGAAAAGGAUGAGCGUGUACUGUUGUGUAGUUUUUAUUUUUUUCUGAAAUUCUUCAAUCGAGGGAAAGUCCUGCAGUUAUUACUUCAUUCGUACAUUAGACAUUAGAUAUAAAUACUUUUAUCAAAAUAUCGUCAUUUUUUAUUUGUUGAUAUUAUAAUGUAAAUAACAAUAUUAUUUAUUUUUUUUUUUUUUUUUUUUUUUAUAAAUACCGUGGUUUAUUAUUAUGUAAGACUUUAAUUUCUUUAUUAAAAUCGUGUGAGAGAAAGGGGAGGAAAAAGAGAGAAAACAUAUUAUGCCCGUGAUAAUAGCAGUAUAAAAAUGAGUUAUACGAUAAAAUAUCGCGAGCGUCAUAAUAGCAAAGUAUAGGUAUAUACAGACGAGAUAUGCGCGUAAUAAUAUUAAACCGAAGGAACAAAGAAUAAUAAUAAUAAUCAGAUAAAACAAAGAAAGGACGCGGAGAGAAGGAAACAUGGACGUGUACACAGACGGGGUAGGGAUAAGUUUAAGUAUACUCGCACAGGGUCCGUGUUGCAGAAUAAUAGUGGAGUUUUGAAUAGGAUUUCGCGCUCGCGCGUACACAACAAAUCGCGAAGACAAACGAAAUAGGGAAACGCGUUACGACGAGAGUAUAGGUAUUGUACAGUAAUAUUAUAUGAUUAAAGGACUCGGGCUUGAUUAUAUAAUACAUACAGAGUGUCCCGCGAAGAUACGAUCGUCGCGAUAUCUUGAAAAGUAUUAACUCGUUUCUUAAAAUUAUAAAAAAAAGUUUCCGAAAAAAAAAAAAUUGAUACUUUACGAGUUAUAAUAAUGAUCUUCGUGGGAAUAUAUAAUAUACGUAUGUUAUAAAAAUAUAUGAGAAAUUUUACACAAAUAUAUCGGAUAAAAUAAUGUACGAAUUGAAAAAUAGUGCUAGAGUAGACAGGCUUGGAUCCAGUGGAGGAAGGCUAAGAGGCUUUAGCCCCCCUGGCUGUAAUUAUUAUAUAGUUGGAGUUUUAAUUUAUCAUAAUAUACAUUGUUUAAUAAAUUAAAUAUUUUAUAUUAAUUUGUGUUAUUAUAAUUUUUAUAAAAUUAUACAUAUGUCAUUGUUUAAAAAUUAUGUAAGAACUUUUGAUAAUUUAUCAUGGUAUAGUAUCCCCCUCCCCACCCCCAUUUGUGAUUUCUGGAUCCAUGCCUGAAUAUUGGGGAAUUUUAUUCUGCGUUAAAAAAAAAAAAAAAAAAACAUAUUGUAGUGUAUAAAUUAUAUUCGAUUUUAGUUAAUGCAGUUAAUUGAUAUUUGUAAUAAUAAUGAUGGACUCAUAGAUUCUAUUGUUUGACAUACACACUGUGACAGUCCCGAUUCAAAAAGAGUAAGUAAUGUUCUACCGUCUUGAUUUUAAAUCUGAUUUGAUAAUUCGGAUUUACUUUAUGAAAUAAUAUUGUGUUUAAAAAGCCUGUUUGAUGCUUGGUUUUCGUAUAAUUCUUUGAUCCCAGAUAACAAGGGCUUUAGUCAUUUUUUUUAUAGUAUUCGCAAUAAAAGCUAAUUAAAUUCAGAAAAAAUAUAAAACUAUACAUAAACUAAGACAUUAAUGUACUGUACACACACUUAUGCACAGUAGACUAAAAAUAAAGGAAAGAAAAUCGCAUUAGACAAAAAAAUAUAAAAAUAAAAGCUAAAAAUUGACGUUAGCCCUUCUUCCCUGCAGGGAUCAAAGAUUAUGAUAUUGCAUACCAAGAUGUUUUGCGAAUCGUCUGGUGGUAGGGAAAAAUAUUAUGAAUAAAUAUGUGAUGUUCAAAACGCGUAUUAAACAUAAAUACGUUUGUAUAAAGGUACCUAAUAACGAAUUUAAUACUAUUCACCUAAUGCCCUUGUAUUAAAAUUUCAAGUAUUUUGACCCAAAACUAAAAAUUCUAUUAAAAUAGUUCCAUAGUAAAUAUUCCAUGUAUAGUUAAAGUUGUGAAAUUACAUGUUUUAUAUGGUAAAGCAUUCCAAUUUUUGACGGUAGUAUAAAAAAAAAAAUAUUUUUGAGAUGCAUUAGAAAACACGGAAAUAGUAAUUUUACUGUGUAAAACAAAAAAAUUACUUACAAGUUAAAAAUAAAAAAAAAAAUCUUUUACGUGUUCAUUAAACAGACGUCAAAAUAUAGUUGUUCUUAUAGAUUUUCACACACAUACCGCAUUAAUAAAAAGUUAUAUUGCUUUUGUAAAAAUAUUAUUCUCUUGCGAUUUUUUUUUCGACAUUUUUUCGUUUUUAAUAAAAUGGUAAUCAAAUUUACAAUGUAUACAAUGAAAUUGUAUACACUAAUAAACUAUCGGUACAAAUUUGAAGUAUUUUAAAUAAUUAUAAACCAUAAAGAUGAAAAAAAUUCUGAUACGGCUGGUGGGUGAGCCAAUGAUUUAAGUGAGAAGUUGGAAAUAUAGAAGGAUAGAACUAUUUAAUUUAUAAAUGUACGCUAUAAUAACUAAUUGCUAACGAAAUAAGAUUCUGAGCGAGAUUCGGUCAAACAUAUUAUGAAGUUCCAUAAUUUUUAAGAUUUUUUAGAUUUUAACUAAAAAUGGUUAUUUGACCACUAAAUACAACUUACAAUAGGCCUCGUGUUAAGUAUUUCUGUUUGAUCAAAUAAUUGUAUCCAAAUAAAAUAAAAAUUGGAAAAUAUCAUCCGCUUAUAAAUAAAAUCGACAGAAUUUAUUAAUAAUAUAAAUAGUAAAUAUGCUGUAGAAUUUGAAAGUAAGAAUUACAAGAAAAAACAAAAUCGAAAAUAUAUUGAAACCUUGAAUGCCGUAAACUUUCACGCUUUUCCUACUUUUGUCCAAUAAUUGAGGGAACCCAUUGAAAAAUCAAAAAAAAAAAUCUUUUCAAUGUACCAACUAGAUCAAAAAUCUAAAAAAAAAGUUGUUAUAAAGUUAUUGAUUUGAACGAAAUUCCGGUAGAAAAGUUUUUUUACAGUCACAAAAGAAAACAAAACACAUCCAAUAAUAAAUAAAUCCAAUACAUUUUUCGCUUCGCUCAUAUUAAACAAAAAAAAAGAAUUAAAGAAUUUUCGUGUUCGCUUCUCAAUUCUUUGCCAUUAUCUAGGAAAUAUCGAGUAUUUUUUUUUUUUUUUUACGUUUUUCUACGCAAAUGUAAAUAAUAAUAUUAUUAAGUGUUCUUCACUUUUAAUUCAACCAUUUAAAGUAACAAUAAUGCUUAAUAAAAUAAAAAUAAAAGAUUUUUCUCAAUACACAAUAUUACUUUUAAAAGAGGGUUUUUGAGGGUAUUGAAUAUAGGUACCUAUUCAAAUACCGACCGAUGAAAUAUUAUCGUAUUAACACUUGACUCAAGAGGUCGUGUCAAAAGACGUCAGGUUUAAUUGUGUAUAAUGGAUUUUAUUCAAACGACGUUAAUAUAAUUAAUAUACGAAACUAAUAAAAUAAUAAUAAUCGUCGGGUAAUUAAUUAUUAUAAAAUAUUCCGCGGGUUGAUGGGCUGAUGUUAAACAAAACGCGUUAUUGACUAUUUUACCAGUAAAUUUCAUAUUUAUAAACUAUAUACAGUGUGAACACGUUUCCGGGUAAUGUUAAAUAUUUAGUCGAUUAACAUUUCUGUUUUUGAGGUGUGAUGGAGGAUAUACUAAAAUACACACUCUGGGAUAAAUUUUAGUUUCGGUGAACGCAUGUGCAACACAAAUGCCACUAGAUUCGAAUAGCCCUAUAAUCCUAUUUUUAUUUUUUUUUUUUUCUAGAGCAACAGUGAUCAAUACGUUUUAAAACGUUCGUUAUUAUGUAUAUGUGUUAUACAUAUGUGUGAUAUGAUUAUAAUUUAUACGAAUCAUUUUUUCCUCGUAAAACAGUACCAAAAUUGAAGUAGUCGAAUUUCUUCACUUUAAAAUUCAUGCAUUUAAAACCGUUCAAAUCACCGGAUAAAAAUUAUGUUUUCUAAUCAACUUCAGAUAUCUGUAUCUCAGGUAAUUUUGGAGUUAAAUACAAAAUACGACAUAAUGCGUUUUCAAAAUUGAAAUCGUUAAACGCAAAACCUAUAGUUUUGUCUGACUUUCUUUGUCCGAAACGUCACAUCUCUCCAUAAAAAUUAUCAUACUCCUUCCCUUUGAAUGGGAAUUGGCUAGUAUAUUGGUGGACAAGUCUUAGCACUAUGGCGGCUAUCAUCAUCAUCAUAUAUCUUCAUAACUCUGCGAGAGUUUUAGCCAUCACUGUUAAAUCUCUGCAACUUCCACGAUUCUGGAUCAUUUUCUUCCUAUCUAUAGCUUCCAAUCUCUCUAGGUCUUGCCGUAUCCCAUCUACCCACUGUUCUUCGGUUCCCCUCUUGGUCUCUUCCCUUAUAGUUUACAUGCAAUAGCUGAUCUAGUUUUAUUUAUUAUCUCUCACUUUACCUAUCCAAGCAGAUUUAAACUCUGCCUCUUCAUAUAACUAGUUUCAAAUGGUAUUUUUAUAAUUUUCCUCAUCUCCGCGUUUUUCUUCUUCGUCAACAGUUUAACACGGAUAUAUCAUCUAUGGAUCCACAUAAUAUUCUAAACACUUUGUUUCUGAAGGUAAGGAACAUCCAUAAGUAAUUAUCAGCCUUACUACUGCCGUAUACAGAUACGUACUUUUGUAAUAUAUGUCCUUUCACCUUUAUUGAUGCGACUACUUAUAUUUCAGUGCUUAAAUCGCUAUUUACUUUUGUCUUUUCUUCAUUCAUUACCAGACCGAUCUUUUUCAAGUAACUUUAAAUCGCCCGCAAAAACUAAAAUGUCUAGUGUGACUUUGCCAAUCCUAACCCCGUGAUUAUUACUUUGUACCUUACGUAUCAAUUUUUCUAAAGUUUCUAGACCGAUUUUCACCAUAUUUUUCCAUUUAUUGGGAAAACUACUGGAAAAAUCAGAAUACUACCUUUUUAAAGUACCACCUCGGGAAAAUUUCUUUCAAUAAAGGUAUUAUACUUCAUUCGUCGCAGCAAGAUUUAUGGUAGAAUUUUUUAAUAAAGUGUAAAACAAGAAAAAAAUUAGAAACAUCUUUAUAAAACCAAUACAUUUUUUGUAACACUCAGAAUCUAAAAGUAAGUGUUUACGUGCAAUCGUGAGAUCCACAAUCACCGAAUUUAUCACACGCAGAGAUAUGUAAAUCGUCAUACAUGAAUUAGAUGGACAAAUUCGUGUACAUCUCGAUGACGGAUUCCCAAAAUUCUAAGGUUUGCACAUGACUUUUGUAUUGCAAAGUGGUAAUUUUUGUUUUUUUUGUUUUUUGAUUUUUGGGUUAUUUUUUUGUUCACAGGAACGAAAUAAAAAUGGAGACACGAAAAUAAGGCACGUAUAAUUGAAUUUCUUUUAUUGAUUUAAAGGAUUUUAUUUUUAAAUUCUACUUUAAACGGAAUAAAUAAAGGGAGUUGGUGGUGGGAAUUAAAUUGACAUAGGAAAUGGCGCCGGGUGAAAACCCUAUUAUGUAUAUAUAUAUUAUGCGCUCGUAUUUCAUAAAAUGCGUAUUUUAAAAAACCUAAAUAAAUUUCGAAAUUCUCUUCUUUUCAGAUGAUGUAAUAGGUAUUUUGUUUAAAUAGUUUAUUUCGUGCACUCUAAUACUUUUCUCUUUAUAUUAAUCCGGUAGUUUUCAUUCUGUCAAAUAUCGUGCUGCGAAAGUAAUGAAUUUGAAUAAAUAAUGGGGACGGCAUACGAGGACUGCAGUGCAGUUACGUGUGAUCUAUUUCAGACCAUAAGUGAAGAAAAGUUAAUAGUCCUGCACAGUUAUUACACCACGAUGGUUUAAACAAAUACUUUUAGAUUACAAAACUUCAGUAUAAGAAAAAAAUAACAUUUAUACGAGUUUCAGUGCGGUGCGGUGUACAUAGCGAAUUUAGUAAGAUGACUAAAGAUUAACAAAUUUAAAACUCUAAGUCCUUAUCAGAUCAUUACACCUAAGAUCAAAAUAAAUUGAAUACACAAAUUUUUGUUAAAAUUGAAUAUCUAACAAGUUUUAAAUAAAUCCUUUAUAGAAAUUUUAGUGUUUAAUUGUUCAGUAAAAUUAUUUGAUUUAAUUAUUUUUCGGUAAUUUUUGUAACCAUUUUGUUUUAUUUAAAUAAAAAUGAACCCUUGCUAAAUUUUAAAAUACCUCUGUCUUGUCUUUGGUUAUAUUUUGUUUUCGUGAUACUUUUUGAACAAAAUAAUAAUAAUAAUAAUAAUGAACCGAAUAGUAAAGAUACUGUCACACUCAGUUUUAAAUGUUAAGCAAACAUAUAUUUACCACCACCACGCAUUGUGGUGUUGAGUAUAUUUGAAUACAUUUAAAUAAGUCUUGGUGGUUUCUAUGACAGAUGGAUAAUUGAAAUAAUUGGAGUACUUUUCAAAUAAUUUACUAACUAAAGAAAACCAGUAAGAACUAGUUUAAAAUAAACUAAGUAUGGCAUUUCACGUAUCCCCUAAUACAAUUUUUUCAUAUUAUAUAAAAAUCUAAAUUUCGAUUUUAAUCCGUUUAAUACUACAGAAUAACCGAGAUUAAGUUCCGAAUUUUUUGCCAAUCAAUUUGUGUAUACAUAAAAAAAAAAAGCAUAAACAUAACACCAUACUGACAUAAAAUAUCAUAAUAUACAAUUACGUACCCAGAAAAUUCUCAAUGGCAAAGGAUGUAACAAAUAAUCGUAAAGUUCUUUUUUCUUUAUCCAAUACGACAAUGUGAAUUUAAAACCAGGAUAUAAAGAACUAAUUUUUAAUCAAUAAAUCAAGCUUUUCCUUUCCUAUAUACAUUAUAAAUAGAGUGAAGUGAGGUAAUUUUAAAUAUAUAAUGCAAUAUUUAUUGAGAAAAUUGAAUAUUAGUCGUAUUUUAUUUUUGUUUCUUCAUUUCUGAGCUUAAAAUCAAUUAACGAUUCUUUAAAAAACAAUAUUUCACAUAGAAUGAUACCGAACGUGUAUUUUUUAAUUUUUAAUUCAAUAUUUAUAAUUGCCUCAUAUAAAAAUUAUUCAAUUAAAUGUAAUAGAGGCAAUAUGAAAUAAAAUGAUUCCUGAUCAUUUUAUUUCAAUUGUCAAUUGUUUAUUUUUCCAUAAACCUUCUUAUAUGUGUGACUAAGCCCUUCAAAUAUAUUACUUCUGCUAUACGGGAUCAUAAUUAACUCGAAUAACUUGAUAUUGAAUGAAUAGAAAAAAAAAAAAAAAUUAAAAAUUCAACAUUCAAGAAAUUUACAUAACAUUCAGAUUAAUUUUAAGUGUACAACUUAACAAAUAACAUAUUAUGCUUUUAAGAGUCGGAAAAGUCUUUUAGAAUACAAUACAAUGUAUAUUUCUGAGCUUUUAUUAAGAUAAUAUAUUAUUUGUAUGUACGCACAAUAGGUAUAAGCAAAAAGUUUUGAUAGUAGCCGAAAACUAUUGUAUGCUUUAAUUUUUAUGCUGAAAAAAAAGUAUAAGUGGAUACUGUAUAUAAUAUGUAUAUUUAUAAUGUUCGAGCAUAAAAUUAGAAUAAUAGUCAUAAAACUAAAACAAUUAAAACUACAUUGGUAUCCUCCUUCUGCUGCCGCAGGGUCUUCCCUCCGGAGUAAUUGUUAAAGUUUAUAGGUUAUAAUCUUAUAAAAUAAUUUAAAAAGUUUCAAAACCUGUUUUUUUUUUUUGAUUAGAAGUCCCCGAGUUAUCACAUCAUACGUUAUAAAUAUCGAGUUUUCCUUUUAAAUACGCGGAAAUAAUCUGUGCACAUCUUAAACUGACGAUGAUAUCAUCCGUUUUUGUCUCGCAGGAAAUGAUCGAGAAGAAAAUCGUGAUAGUCGGCGACGGCGCAAGCGGCAAAACGUGCCUUUUGCACGUGUUUUUCGAGAACGUGUAUCCGUCGGUGUACGUGCCGACGGUGUUCGACAAUUUUUCAACGGAGAUCAAAAUAGAAGGGAAAAUGGUAAAACUCGCCCUGUGGGACACGGCCGGCCAAGAAGAUUACGAUAGACUGCGGCCACUAUCGUAUCCGAAUUCGGACGUGGUGAUCAUAUGCUAUUCAAUCGACCGGCCCGAUUCGUUAAUCAACGUGGUCGAAAAAUGGAUACAAGAAGUCCGAUUUUUCACCAAGGACGUGCCGGUGAUAUUGGUCGGCAACAAAAAGGACCUCCGUGACCAGUGCGUAAUGUCACUGCCGGGCGAUGCUGGUGUAGACGACACUGAGGUAGCAAAUGCUCGUCGGGAGAACGAAGACUGCACGGUCGUUGUUACGGAUGAAACCGACGAAAUAUGUUCGGAAACAUCACCGCUCGUUGACAAGGCUGGCGAAACCCAACCGGUAAUAGAAAACGACAAUAAAACCGCUUCGACCACACCUAAGAAAUGGAGUGGAACUACAGGGGCGGAACCAAUGGUGGUCAAAGAACAAGGACAGCUAGUGGCUAAUGAAAUCGGAGCUUUCGCGUUUUUAGAAUGUUCGGCAAAGACCAAAGAGGGAGUUCACGACGUGUUUGUAGCCGCAGUGAAGGCGACCAGACGCGAUAACAAACAGUGCGUUUUGCUUUAAAAACAUCACGGAGUAUAAUUCACUAAAAAUAACGAAUUGCAACGAGCCGUUGUACAUUCACGUUUAAGUUUACUUGUUAUUUUUUUUAUAUAUAUAUAUAUAUAUAUAAAAUAUAAAACAUAUGAUAAUUUCAUUA
This is a messenger RNA of Cinara cedri, 16384 nucleotides long. The record is from the annotation of a GenBank genome assembly. Lineage: Eukaryota; Metazoa; Arthropoda; Insecta; Hemiptera; Aphididae.